Messenger RNA from Amorphotheca resinae ATCC 22711, 1062 nucleotides. RefSeq lists its product as hypothetical. The record is from RefSeq and is a predicted model, not a curated record. The transcript is spliced from 4 exons. Gene Ontology annotation, biological process: protein phosphorylation; intracellular signal transduction. Gene Ontology annotation, cellular component: nucleus; cytoplasm. Gene Ontology annotation, molecular function: ATP binding; MAP kinase activity. NCBI's taxonomy places the organism in Eukaryota, Fungi, Ascomycota, Leotiomycetes, Helotiales, Amorphothecaceae. Bases 1 to 1062 code for a protein of 353 amino acids.
AUGUCUCGCGCGCCAAAUCCCACGGGCUCGCGCAAAAUCUCCUUCAAUGUCUCCGAGCAGUACGACAUUCAAGAUGUCGUGGGAGAGGGUGCGUACGGUGUUGUUUGCUCCGCGCUUCACAAACCCAGCGGCCAAAAAGUAGCGAUCAAGAAGAUAACUCCGUUCGACCACUCCAUGUUCUGCUUGCGAACUCUACGUGAGAUGAAACUGCUACGGUACUUCAACCAUGAGAACAUCAUCUCGAUCCUUGAUAUCCAGAAACCCCGCAGCUACGAGACAUUCACCGAGGUCUACCUCAUCCAGGAGCUUAUGGAAACUGAUAUGCACCGCGUUAUUCGUACACAAGACCUCUCAGAUGACCACUGUCAAUACUUCAUCUAUCAGACGCUGCGCGCUCUAAAAGCUAUGCACUCCGCCAAUGUUCUGCACAGAGAUCUCAAGCCCUCGAACUUGCUGUUGAACGCCAACUGUGACCUGAAAGUGUGCGAUUUCGGCCUCGCCCGUUCUGCUGCAUCUCAAGAGGACAAUUCGGGUUUCAUGACAGAAUAUGUCGCAACUCGAUGGUACCGUGCUCCAGAAAUCAUGUUGACCUUCAAGGAGUACACCAAGGCGAUUGACGUUUGGUCUGUUGGCUGCAUCCUCGCUGAGAUGUUAAGUGGCAAGCCGCUUUUCCCGGGCAAGGACUACCACCAUCAACUCACCUUGAUCCUGGAUGUUCUCGGCACUCCGACCAUGGAAGAUUACUACGGUAUCAAGUCACGCCGAGCUCGCGAGUACAUCCGCUCCCUCCCAUUCAAGAAGAAGGUCCCGUUCAAGGGAAUGUUCCCAAAGACCUCGGACCUUGCUCUCGAUCUCCUGGAAAAGCUCCUGGCUUUCAACCCCGUCAAGCGCAUUACUGUCGAGGAGGCCCUCCAACACCCGUACUUGGAACCAUACCAUGAUCCAGAGGAUGAGCCAACAGCCGCCCCGAUCCCGGAGGAGUUUUUCGAUUUCGACAAGAACAAGGACAAUCUAACCAAGGAGCAGCUGAAGCAGUUGAUCUACAACGAGAUCAUGCGAUAG